GGAGAUUGAUUUUAGCGGAGCGGAUCGGAGGAAAACAAACCCCCAACUAUGCCAGCACUUAUGAUUCCCUCAAACCGCGACCUGCGCGUCAAUGGCAGCAGCGCUUCUGGCGCCACCUGCCUCACGUAAAGUUGUCAUCUUGUUCCGGUCAACUGGUGACGCACCCAUUCUGAAACAGUCUAAAUUCAAGAUUGCGGCGGGGGAGCGCUUUUCCAAGGUUAUCGAGUUUCUCAGGCGACAACUGCAUCGUGAUACCCUGUUUUUGUACGUCAACAGCGCGUUCUCUCCAUCGCCAGAUGACCUCAUUGCUGACCUUGCUGACGCAUUUGCGGUCGAUGGAAAGUUGAUAGUUAACUAUGCAUGCACACAUGCAUGGGGCUAGCAUGCCUCAAAGAAGAAUAUGGCAGCCCACACAUAAAGCAUUUCCUUAUACCAUCCGUUUCCGCCCCAUGUAGUAUAGCCUGUUGCUGGCCCGCGACAGGGCCUAGUUGCAACAGGAUGGGCCCCGGCAUAUGCAUAGUACUCUAGGAAUGUUUAGGUGUACCAUAUGUUAGCCUCCAAAUGCAACUCAUCUUAGGCCUUAAGCCAUAACCGUGGUGCCUUCUUGGUAAGGCCAUAGGUUUUGUGUUGUGCAAUCCACCUCAUUUUGAAAAAGGACCAUGCA
Closterium sp. NIES-67 is the source of this 664-nucleotide messenger RNA. The record is from the annotation of a GenBank genome assembly. NCBI's taxonomy places the organism in Eukaryota, Viridiplantae, Streptophyta, Zygnematophyceae, Desmidiales, Closteriaceae.